UUGAGCGCAGUCCAUCUUCUUGCGUUCUUGUCUUUGUCCUCCUCAUCGUCACCUCUCUUCGCGUCCACUUCAUCAAGUUUACAUCGCUGACUGCCGAUGCUUUUGCUUUUGACUACGCUCGUGUUUCCGGUGUGGCUGCUUGGUUCCGCCAGUCAGUGUGGAAUGGUCCGCGGUUCGUCUUGUGGGUCGUGUCCACCUCAGCAUGGGAACUUCAGGGUCCAAAAGGAAGAACCUGAGGACUGAUGCCAUUUCUUCCGUGGCCGCUAAAGUUCGGGCAGCCAGAGAGUUUGACGAAUACGUGUCCAAUACUAAUCCAGAGAAUCGCAGCAGACCAGAUCAACUGUUGUCUGACUCCUUCGCUCCCCAAGACUGUGACUCUCCAGACCCUCUCGGUUGCUUGCAUAACAACAAUCUGCCGCCACAGAGUCAGUCUUUACCCGUAGCCAAGUCCAGCAAGGCCGAGCAUCCCGAUCGUAGUGAUCAGAUCCAAUCCCAUCCUCAGGCAAACCCACUCAAAGCUCAGGCGCCUUUAGGCCCAUCAAAACGUAGACUCUCUGCGGCACGCAGCCUCUCCACAGAGAACCCACCCAGUGCUCCUGACCCAGAGGGGCGUGGGAUGGUGAAGCCAGCCAGGGUGUACACCAUCACAAAAGAGGUCAGGAUGACUCUGGGCCCUGGAAGCAAUGAAAGCCUGGAACUGGACGUCCUGAAGAGCAGCAAGGAUGAGCCAUUAUCCCAAGGCCAAAACCAUAAGUCAUCUUUCACCAACCAGCAAUCAUUUUCAUCAGUUCGUGGUAGCCAUCACCGUAGCAGCCAUCACCACGCCCACAAGCAUCGUGAAGGUCCUUUGUCGUCCUCUCAGUCACUGCAGCACUCUGACAGCUCCAGUAAUAUCCGAGACUGGGGAAUGAGUAAAGGGGGUUCAGACUGUGGGGCCUGCAUUCAUGCUCCAUGUCCAAGCCAGCGUUCCCUCGACCUGGAUACUUCACCAUGGACUGGAGGGAGGCACCUCAAGAAACUGGAAAGGAUGUACAGUGAAGACGGAGCAUCGACUGAUGAAAAGGACGAUCAUCCAAACAGCUGGUUCCCCAAAGAAAACAUGUUCAGCUUUCAGACCGCCACCACCACCAUGCAGGCGGCUUUCCGAGGCAUUGCGGAGAAAAAGAGGCGGAAAAGAGAGCAGGAGGCAGCCACCGUGAUGGAGAGAAAUUUCCGCAAACACCUUCGGAUGGUGGGCAGUCGAAGGAUGAAGGUGCAGACAGCCUUUGUCGACCGCCGAGCCAAGAGUUUCAGCCGCUCAUGGAGUGACCCCACCCCCGUCAACCCGGAUUCGCUGCAUGACUCCAGAGACAGUGGUGAUCUCCAGACCUCCUCAGCGACCCUCAAUGAAGGGCUAGAUGAGGAUGCAGAUUGGGGGGAUGAAAGACAGAUGGAGAGAAUAGCCUGUGAAGGCGAGGACUUCAUCCCACCUAAAAUUAUCCUGAUCUCCUCCAAGGUUCCUAAGGCUGAAUACGUUCCCAACAUCAUUCGCAGGGAUGACCCUUCCAUCAUUCCUAUUCUUUAUGACCAUGAACAUGCCACGUUUGAUGACAUCCUCGAGGAGAUUGAGAAGAAGCUGACUGCCUACAGAAAAGGCUGUAAGAUUUGGAACAUGCUCAUUUUCUGCCAGGGAGGACCAGGCCAUCUGUAUUUAUUGAAGAACAAAGUUGCCACCUUCGCCAAAGUGGAAAAGGAGGAAGACAUGAUCCAUUUCUGGCGGCGGCUUGGCAAGCUGAUGAGCAAGCUGAACCCUGAGCCCAACCUCAUCCACAUCAUGGGCUGCUACGUGCUGGGGAGUGCAAAUGGAGAAAAGCUGAUCCAGACUCUGAAGAGACUGAUGAGACCCUCCUGCGUUGAGUUCAAGUCCCCACUAGAGCUGUCUGCACAGGGCAAAGAGAUGAUUGAGAUGUAUUUCAACUUCCGCUUGUUUCGUCUGUGGAAAAGCCGGCAGCACUCGAAAAUGAUGGACUACGACGACCUGCUGUGAGGACACAAUGCCGUGUUGGCGUGUUGGCUUGUCGGCCAGUGACAUCACACCUGAGCCGCCGUGCGCUUCCAGGGUGUUGCUCGAAAGGCGUCUGGAAAAUUGUCGCUAGAGCAGCCCGGCGGAAGAGCUGGGAAUGAGGCGGUGGCGGCACCGUUUGGACUUUUUGCCCUCGCCUGGACUGACAGCGCGGUCCUGUAGAUUGAGCGGUAGUGGUGUUCUCUCCUUUAUCCACCGUCCCUUCUGCUCAGCUCAGAGGACAUCAUGAGACGAUCCAUCCGUAGCCUGAACGUGUCGGAAUAUGCUAACUCCUGUUAGAUUACUUCUGGGUACACGUGCCGGAUAAACGAGGAAAGCAGAGAGAGGCUUAACUAGUUUCAUUGUUCUGUGCAAAGUGACAAUACUUAAGUGUAAAUAUUCUUAUUGGAGCAUUAGAGAAUAGAUUUCCGGCAUCUAUUGCCGCUGGCGUAUACAAUAAUCAAUAUUUACUUGUCCUUUAAGAAUGAAGCUAUUUAACACUGCUUUUUCUAAUCACUUAAAAGCUAUGUAUUCCUAUUUAAGACAGACACUUUAUGUAUGAACUCAGGAUAAAGCCAUUGUUUGAGAAUUAGAUGCAUAGUAUAGCAUAGCAUAGCAUAGCAUAGCAUAGCAUAGCAUAGCAUACUGUGGAUCAGGGUUUUUUUAAAGUGUGACAGUUUGUGUGAAGCAUAUUUUGUGGCGUUUUUUUUUGCUUUGUUUACUCACCAUCGGAACAAAAAAAACGGAUUAUAUUCAAGUUAGCUUAGCAGGGGACGUUUUGUUUUUUUUUUUUUCAUUUUUCUCAAGCUGCCUCACGUCCCCUAAAGUCUUCUGCGCCUCACACCUUGAAACCCCCCCUGCCGGUGACCACAAGUGAAGGCCACGGUGGGACGGGCGGUACUGCAAAUGUUGGUAUGGAUCCGAUACAGAGCCAGUAUCAUACCGAUACGCAUACCAAUUAUGAGACUGUACAAGGUCAUUGAAUGAUUUUGUGAUAAUAAUUUGUUGAUCGUGACGAUAAUCACAGUAAAACAUUUUAGGCAAACAAAAAAAAAGAUUUUGAUCAACAAUGUGUUUGUGAACAACAAAAUAAAUACACCAAUAUAAGACAUUGUAACAAUAUCAACAAAAUAAUACAAUUAGUACUUUUUAUGAUGUACAAUUGUUUGAGAAUAAUAGUCCAUAGUUGCAAAAAGUCACUAUAAGAACAUAUGAAUAAAACAACAAGUAUGAGUACCCACAACAACAACAAACACACUCCUAUUUGUGGAAGACAAGAAGAUAUCGAUCCAUAUUUGGAUCCAUCUGCUACGCCGGUCACACGUGAGAGGAGGAGAUGGCGUCUGUUCGUAUAACCAAGCACUCGCAUGCCGUGUAGCGUGACACGUUUGACCCCGCUGAGUCAGCACAAACUCUUCUUUCUUGAGCGGUUGGCUCGCAGGUCGUUUUUGUGUGCGUUUGCAUGUUCAGGUGUCAGAAUGUGCUUGUCAGUAACUCCGUAGGUAGAAGGUAGAGCAGGGGUGUCCACUUUUGGGGGACAGGAUGGAACGUGUUGUUGAUGCGGACUUCCCGUCCACCCCGACGACAUUGAAUUCAAUAGCGUUUCUCGCCUUCUUUACCUAAUUGUUGCCGCUCUUUCUUUUGGCCCCGUGGCGAAUUAUUUUGCAACUGUGCUCAUUAUAAAGUGGGCGGACAGUGAGUCAGCAACACGUAGGAUGCUUUGCUCGGCCACUGUUGGAUGAAAACCGAAUCGUCUGAAAACCCAGACAAUGCAUGAAAACCAGGGAAAAACGUUGGCGAAAGCUUCAAAACGAAAUCACACCAAAACCGAGACAAACUUUUUGUGAACAUUUUCGGCAUCGAACGAACCACACAAAAACCGAGACAGUGUACGAAAAUUAGGAAAAUAUUUUUGUGAAGAAUUUUCGUGAAAAUCGAGUGAUGCAAAAACCGAGACAAAAUUUUAUCGAACAUUUUUUGACAAAAACCUAAUCAGACAAAAACCGAGACCAUGUACGAAAAGCUAGACAACAUUUUAGCGACAAUUUUUGCCAUCGACCGAACCACACAAAAACUGAGAUAGUGUACGAAAACUAGGAAAAUAUUUUUGUGAAGAAUUUUGGCGAAAAUCUAAUUAUGCAAAAACCGAGACAAAAUUUUAGCAAACAUUUUUGACAAAACCCUAAUCAGACAAAAAACGAGACAAUGUACAAAAAGCUAGACAACAUUUUGGUGACAAUUUUCAACAAUAACUGAAUCAUAUGAAAACCAAGACAAUAUUUGAGCAAAAAUGUUCAACAAAAAUCGAAUCAUACAAAAACCAAGACAAUGUAUGAAAACCAGGACUAAAGUUUAGUGAACAUUUUUAGCAAAAACGUAGCAAAAUCAUACAAAAUCCUAGACAGGGUACCAAAAUAUUUUAGCAAAUAUUUUCGACAAAGACUGAAUCAUGCGAAAACCAAGAAAAAAUCGUUGCAAAAAUGUUCAACAAAAACCAAAUCAUUCAAAAAGGCUAAUUUUUUGGGGAAAAUUUUCGACAAUAGCCCAAUCAUACAAUUGACAAAACAAACAACAUUUCUGUGAACAGUUUCGACAAAAACCAAGUCAUCAAAAAAAAAAAAAAAAAACAGAAUUUCUGCGAAAAUUUUAGAUGAAAACUGAAUUGUACAAAAAAUGAGGCUUGAUUGUAGCACAGUAUAUAAUAAUAUUUUUUAUUAAUAAUGAAUUUAUCACAUUUUCUAAAUAUGCAGAAAAUUAGCUGUGGGCCAAAAAUGAACCCUGGCCCGUACUGUGUACACCCCUGGCCGAAAAACGCUCUGAUUCCACUCUGCUAUCAUUUCUGUUUGCUACACAGUCCCACCAUACAUUUCAACACAUUCUUCUUUGGUUAUUUCCAUUAUUACCCCGACAAGACGCCUCAGCUGCACCUCUGACGACAAUAGACCGUUUAAAUGUGUUCAAAAGUACGUAUAAGUAACAGUUUGAUGUAGCAUAACUGCUGCUUUUAUUGUGCAACAUGUGUAGCGUCAACCUGAGCAAGUGAUGUUUAUAUUGCUGAGAUGGUGUGACAAUACAUAAUAAUACAUACUCUACAGCUGGAGUCUAUCCCAGGUGACUGAGUACACCAGGGCAGCAUAUACAGUAUAAUGACCCCAUCUACUUCCACCUACUUUACUUCAUGUGUGUGUGUGUGCACAUCAUAUGUCAUGGGAAAGUCUUCCAAGAUGCUUUGCUUAGAUUUGUGCCAAAACGUGAUAAAUCAGCCAUGUCAAAAGCAAGGAGUCUAGUUUUGAGGUAACACUGAGAAACCUCCCAUGCUUUCUAUAGUUGAUUUAAAGUUAGUUUUUACAUGGUGUCUCUUCCUGUUCAAAUAAAGCUAGCGUGCUGUCCGUGUCUUUGUAAGCAGCAGGGGAUCAAAUACUUCUUUUUCCCACUUUAUCGUGCUCUUUUGUGAAAUGUUUCAGAGCACAACACAGUAAAGGUGUUUUCCUGUAGUACUGUUAAAAUAAUAUAUCAGAGAAUAACACAUUGUUGUACAAUUUGUUACGAACAAAAAAAAAACGUGUAUGAAUUUGGCCACGGUGUUUCCGUGUUGCGUGUACUCGUGCAGUUAUCACGUCAAGGGACUUCAGGCGUGACGAGCAAUGACGCCUGCACGGGCGCCGUAUGGAUGAAGUCACUGUCAAUAAAUACAAUAUUUGAAGGCUGUUGAUCCGCUGUGGCGCAAAAUAUGUGUUGUGCUGUUCAAGGAAAUCAUGUUAGCGUGUAUUUGAUGUAUUUUGUGCAACGUCACAUGGAAAACGGAUGUCACCUGUGCAGUGGCGGAGCCAGAAAUGUUUCAUUUGUGUGGCCAACAUGAGACCGUUACGGCGUGGUAACGCGUUGAAGCCUGAAUUGAAGGGUGGCCACAGCCACCACCGGCUACCCCGUAGCUCCGCCUGCUGUUCGAUCGUCUACAAGAGCAAUUAAUAGCUGAGCAGUGUGCUGAGGACAUGUUUUAAAUGCAUAGAUUCUGGAUUCUGCUCCCCAUCAUGGCGGCCAAAUACGGAAGUGGCUCCUGUUUUAACUCUGACCUUUACAUGCCCACUCGUGCUGAUACAGAGAGCUACCAUUAUUAACAUAUUCAUGUGCUGAAUCGCGCUUCAUUGAAAUUGAAAUUGAAGUCAAAGUCAACAUAGUAAGAGAACUUGACCGGAACCGAUCAAAGUAAUCAUGGAAAACUUACCUACGCUUGCAGUUCAUGCAAGAAGCGGUUUUAUUGACAACUCGUCCACACGGAAAGUUGUGUGCUGCAGUGAAAUGCGUCCAAGCGGAAACGGCGGUUCGGCUGAACUAAUGUUCCUCACUGGAGAGCCGCGUUUGUCAAAACUGUCCCCCAGCCGUGGGGGUGGACCGGAAAGUGACUGGGUUACCCCGUAGCUCCGCCACUGCAUCAGUGUCAAAUCAAUAUCAUGUCUUCUUAUGUGUGCAACCGUUCCGAUGCUUCAUGACUUUGUUGGUUAGAUUUUAGAAUACAAUUGGACGUAUUUUUUUUACCCUUGAUUGUAUGUGAACACUUAAUACUUCUUCAUGUUGAUAUUCUUGUUUAAAAUACUAU
Molecule: messenger RNA, 6638 nt
Organism: Dunckerocampus dactyliophorus (ringed pipefish)
Lineage: Eukaryota; Metazoa; Chordata; Actinopteri; Syngnathiformes; Syngnathidae
Product: NMDA receptor synaptonuclear signaling and neuronal migration factor-like
Exons: 15
Coding region: 203-2026 (607 amino acids)
Biological process (GO): positive regulation of neuron migration; regulation of neuronal synaptic plasticity
Cellular component (GO): nucleus; cytoplasm
Molecular function (GO): protein binding
Source: RefSeq, a predicted model, not a curated record